Molecule: messenger RNA, 1149 nt
Organism: Hansenula anomala
Lineage: Eukaryota; Fungi; Ascomycota; Saccharomycetes; Phaffomycetales; Wickerhamomycetaceae
Product: Gfo/Idh/MocA family protein
Exons: 1
Coding region: 1-1149 (382 amino acids)
Molecular function (GO): nucleotide binding
Source: RefSeq, a predicted model, not a curated record
AUGUCACAACUAAAACUAAUAGUCUGUGGUUUAGGUCUUAUAGGACCUCGCCAUGCUGAACAAAUUGCACAGAACAGAGAGACAGAAUUAAUCGCAUUCAUAGAUCCUUCACCAAAGGCACAACUUAUAGCUGAUCAAUUCAACGUGCCCUUAUAUUCAUCAUUAACUGAAUUGUUGAAUGCCGGUCUAAGACCCGAUGCUGCCUAUGUUUGUACACCAUAUGCAUUACAUGUCUCUGUUGCCUUAGAGUUGGCUAAUGAAGGUAUUCAUAUCCUUGUGGAGAAGCCUAUAAGCACAAAAGUUGAAGAUGCUAUUGCCUUGAAAGAUUGUGUUGAAUCAAAAGGGGUCAAGUUAUUAGUGGGUCAUCAUAGAAGAUUUAAUCCAUAUAUUUUGGCUACGAAGAAACAUUUAUCAAAACUGGGUGCUAUUAUCGCAGUUGAUGGUGUUUGGACGUUGAAGAAGAAUGAUACUUAUUUUAAACAAGUUUAUUGGAGAAACGUCAAGUCAUUAGGUGGUGGUCCAAUCUUGAUUAAUUUAGUUCAUGAUUUAGAUUUGUUACAAUACCUUAUGGGUCCUAUCAAAAGAGUUUAUGCAGAGAAAUUGUCACAACAUAGGGAUGUAGUAGAAUCUGAUGAUCCAGUUGAUGAAGGAGCUGUGUUGACUUUGAGUUUCAAAUCUGGUGCUAAAGGUACAUUCAUUGUUUCGGAUAAUGUUAUAUCACCAUUUAAUUUUGAGAUGGGUACUGGUGAAAAUCCUUUGAUUCCUAAAGUGGAGGAUCCAACAGAUGGUGUUUUUUAUAGAAUAUUUGGGACCAAGGGGACACUUACAGUUCCUGAUUUCCAUUAUUAUCAUCAAAAUGAUUUAAAACCAGGUUUGGAGAAAGGCUGGUGGGAACCUCUACAUAAAACAGUGUUAGAAAAAGAUAUCACUGGGGUCCCCUUUGCAUUACAAUUGGAUCAUUUUGUUAAAUAUGUGAGAGGUGAAGAAGAUGCUAAAUGUACAAUUACUGAUGGAAUUUCAGCUCUGUUGGUGAUUGAAGCUAUAAUGGAGAGUCUGGAAAGCGGUGCUCCAAGAAAUGUAAAAUCUGUUUCUUCAUUCACUUCAUCCUUGAAAAAUAAGGAUGAUGAUCCAUUUAAAAGUUUCCUAUAG